AUGGAAGAAGAUUUUUCAACUAGAGAAGGAAAUCAAUUUAUUGAUGAUGAUGAUGAUGAUAGAAUAAUGGAUGAUUCAACAGCAACAACAAUACUAACAACAACAAUAAAUAAAACAAAUAUAGCUACUAGUUCAACAGUUCCAAAAGAAAAGAAAAAUGUUGUUGUUAAACGAGAUGUUAUCAUUUCUGUUCGUAAAGGUGAAUUUGAAACAGGUUUUGAACGUGGUGGUAAAACAUGUGAACAUGCUAUGUUAAUUAAAACAGCUGCAUGGUAUUCAGAACCAACUGUUAUUGAAUAUUUGGAUAAUAUUCCAUCAUUUAAUCGUAGUAUUGAUGGUCCACUUCGAAUACCAAUUGAAAUGGGUACAAUUGUUAUGGGCAAAAUUGCAUCAGAAUGUUGUGGAGUUGGUGAUCGAUGUGUAAUUAUGCCAAAUCGAACACGUGUUCAAGUUACACAUAUUUAUUAUGAAGAUAUUGAAGCUGAUUCUUGUGUUUGUGGAGAAAAUGUUCGUCUUAAAUUAAAAAAUGUUAAGGAAGAAGUCUAUUUUUUUUAUUAA
Molecule: messenger RNA, 558 nt
Organism: Rotaria sordida
Lineage: Eukaryota; Metazoa; Rotifera; Eurotatoria; Philodinida; Philodinidae
Source: the annotation of a GenBank genome assembly